GUCGUCCAGGGCUCCUACUCCCUCGUCGAGCCCGACGGCAGCCGUCGUACCGUCGAGUACACCGCCGACCCCGUCAACGGCUUCAACGCCGUCGUGCACAAGGAACCCGCUGCAGUUGCUGUGAAGGCCGUUGCCAAGGUCGCCGCCCCCGUCGCUUACGCCGCCCCCGCUGCGUACGCGCACGCCCCUGUCGCCUACGCCGCCCCCGCCGCCUAUGCUAAGGUGGCCGCCCCCGUCCACUACGCCGCCCCCGCGGUGCACUCCUAUGCCGCCCCCGCUGUGCACUCGUACGCCGCCUCCGCUGUGCACUCGUACGCCGCCCCCGCCGCCUAUGCUAAGGUGGCCGCCCCCGUCGCCUACGCCGCUCCCGCCGCCUACGCUAAGGUGGCCGCCCCUGUCGCAUACUCCGCUGGCCCCGCUGUGUACUCUCAUUCCUACUCCUCCCCCUACGCUUCUUACCACCACUAGAAACUAAAUAACAAAUUGUUAAUUUAUAGGCAACACCAGCCACCGAAUCCUAUUUUGUAUAUACGCCUACGAGAGAAGUGUCCGUUAUAGAACACGAUGCCAAAUAAAUCAUUGUGAAAUAAGCUAA
Molecule: messenger RNA, 595 nt
Organism: Frankliniella occidentalis (western flower thrips)
Lineage: Eukaryota; Metazoa; Arthropoda; Insecta; Thysanoptera; Thripidae
Product: cuticle protein 21-like
Exons: 1
Source: RefSeq, a predicted model, not a curated record